Pseudoliparis swirei is the source of this 1341-nucleotide messenger RNA. RefSeq names its product early growth response 2a (gene egr2a). Gene Ontology annotation, biological process: regulation of transcription by RNA polymerase II. The transcript has 2 exons. The coding region runs from base 62 to 1222 and encodes 386 amino acids. Lineage: Eukaryota; Metazoa; Chordata; Actinopteri; Perciformes; Liparidae. Gene Ontology annotation, molecular function: RNA polymerase II cis-regulatory region sequence-specific DNA binding; DNA-binding transcription factor activity, RNA polymerase II-specific. The record is from RefSeq and is a predicted model, not a curated record.
UUUUGGAUGGAAGGUCUGGGUGAAAGUAAAAAACAAAGUCUGAAAAUCGUGGUGAAGUGUGAUGCGCAAGAAGACAUUCACCGUGUUACGAGAUGAUGUGCUCGUUCCGUUGCAUCGUAACCGAGUGUUUCUUUUUCUAAAUGCUUCAGGUACCCUUCGGUUCCAGGGGACGAGCGCACCGGAGCUGCCUUGCCACGACGACUUGGCGCACUGCGCGGCAACUUUACGCACGCACCCGGUGGCGUAUACGGGCAAGAUCUCCAUCGACUUCGAAGGAGGAGGAGGACCGUGGACACCGAGGGACGUCAUCAACGUGAUCAGUGCUGACAUCGCGGCCCCGGUGUUUGCGUCGUCUUCAAGAUUACCAGAUAUUGGCGCAAGAGGCGGAGGAGGAGACGCAGCGGACACCGGGGACUGUACCAUGGCGCACGGCCAUCCGGACAUCAGCCACCACAUGUACGCGCCCCCCCAUCAUCACCCUCAUCCUCACCCCCACCCUCACCCGGCACCUUCAUACUCCUGCAGCGGGGACAUGUACCAGGACCCCUCGGCGGGGGGGUACCUGUCGACGUCCACCUGCUCCGUGGCCUACCACCCGCCGCCAACCUACAACCCGGCGCCUAAAUCGACCGUAGACGGCGCCGCGCUGCUGUCCAUAAUGCCCGAGUACGGAGGCUUCUACCAGCAGAGCUGCCAGAGAGACAUCCAGGCGGCUUUCCCAGAGAGGAAAUCCCUCCCGUACCCGCUCGACUCCCUCAGGGUGCCUCCGCCUCUCACUCCUCUCAACACCAUCAGGAACUUUACGCUCGGUGCGCCCUCGCCGGUGGCCGAAGGUGCGAUGGCCGCCGCCUUCCCCGGCCAACAAAGCCUCCCUCUUAGGCCCAUCUUGAGACCCAGGAAGUACCCGAGCCGGCCGAGCAAGACGCCCGUCCACCAGAGGCCGUACCCAUGCCCGGCGGAGAGCUGCGACCGCAGGUUCUCCCGGUCGGACGAGCUGAGUCGACACCUGCGCAUCCACACGGGCCACAAACCGUUCCAGUGCCGCAUCUGCAUGAGGAACUUCAGCCGCAGCGACCACCUCACCACGCACAUCCGCACGCACACCGGGGAGAAGCCCUUCUCCUGCGACCAGUGCGGGAGGAAGUUCGCCCGGAGUGACGAGAGGAGGAGGCACAUGAAGAUUCACCUCCGGCAGAAGGAGAAAAGGUCCUCCGCGUCCUAAUCCUCAUCGCGCAUGCGCCAAUGCUGCUGAACCUGAACUAUAUGACGCGGGGCAUGUCUAGUGGAUCGGCUCCGGCCACAGGAGUCCACAUCUUACCUUAGGUUUCAUAUAGUCAACAG